GUUAAGUAAAAAUAGACAUACAAACUGUGGACCAUUGAGGAUACUUAGUCUGGCUAGUAUACAGUAAAGACACUCAUAAUUUCACUGCUAAAAUGUUUUAGAGAGAGGAAAAGAUUGUGUUGCUUUGCUGGUGUUUCUCUUUGCAAGCAGAAUUGUUUUCCCUAGCUUUUUAUUGAGAAGUCACGUGAUGGGAUGGGAAUGGGAAUGGGAAUGUGUGGCCCAUACAGUCUUAAAUGUGUCUGAAGUAGAGUCUGUACUGAAGUAAUUCACACAGUGAAAAUGCUUGAAAAUUUUUGUGCCAGGGUUAAGGCCAGAGUCUAAUUAAAAAUUAGAUUUGUAAACCUACUCUGUUUGUCUUGCUAGGGCUCCUCCUUUAACAGUAGUUGGUCUUAAUGGUGGUGUCUUGCUGCUACUGCUUAGUAUUUUCUUUGACAUUUAGUAUUAGCAUUUUAGAUUAGAGAGCCCAGAGGCAGAAGAUUGAUGAGGGACCUGCAGGAGGGCAAAAUAUCUUGCACAACCUACAUUACAUUUGGACAAACAAGCUGUCUGAGAUAUGUGGCAGGAGAAAGAGUGCAAUCUCAUGGUGACCUUCUGGAGCUGUUGUUUUCUUAAUGCAAAUCGGUCAAGUAGUUAUUUUCUGAUGCGCUGGAUUAAUGCUUGGGAAAGCUAAACAGGGACUGAUGGGGAGGAAAACUGAACUUCUAUGUACAUCUUCCACUUGUGAGAAUAGUGUGAUCUGGUUCAUAGGCAGCACUGGAGAAACAGCAGGUAUGUUUUUGGGGAAGCUGAAAGUGAGGUGUGCAGCAUGGAAGGUGGCAGCUUUCAAAGAAAAUGGGGCUAAGAGGAACUUCAGGGCAUGUAGUCCAUUGCCCUGUUUUAAAAUCAUGUCAAAUUACUGCAGAUUUUACUGAAUUUGCUGUUAGAAAUAUUUUCAAUAGCCACUUUAACAGUUAGAGAGCAGUUUAGCUUAGUUCUGUUUUAAAUUUAAUGUGUGGUUUGUUUUAGAAUGAUACCUAUAGAAUUAGAUGCAAUUAUUACCCUUACAAAGAUGCUUUUGAACUAGUCUUUUUUUCCCCAGAGGCUCAGUUCCAGGGUUCCCAGACCGCUUUAAAGCACCUUGUAUACAAAUAUAGACUUAAUAGGAAAAAAAGCUGGAUAUGCUAUGCUCUCUGUUGUCUGUGCAUUUUGCAUGAAGGGCUAAGCUGCCCUGUUUAGGGUUGUCUUGCAGUGCUGCUGAGUUGUUCUGUUGUGGAAUGGGCAAUGCUGUGCUGUUCUGUGAGAAGAGGCAGAUACACAGGCACUGAUUGAUGCUAUGCUGUGAAAGGAACCCGUGAAACGGACACAAGCUACUCUUACCUAUGACACCCUCAGGUUUGAGUAUGAAGACUUCCCUGAGACCAAAGAACCUGUUUGGAUACUAGGCCGAAAAUACAGUGUUUUUACAGAGAAAGAAGAGAUCCUUCUGGAUGUGACCUCUCGGCUUUGGUUCACCUACAGAAAGAACUUCCCUGCCAUCGGAGGAACUGGUCCCACAUCAGAUACUGGCUGGGGCUGUAUGUUGAGGUGUGGCCAGAUGAUCUUCGCUCAGGCCUUGGUCUGCAGGCAUUUGGGCAGAGACUGGAGGUGGAUAAAAGGGAAGAGGCAGAUGGAUAAUUACUUCAGUGUACUUAAUGCCUUCAUUGACAAAAAAGAUAGCUACUACUCCAUUCACCAGAUAGCCCAGAUGGGAGUUGGAGAGGGGAAAUCCAUAGGCCAAUGGUAUGGACCAAACACAGUCGCACAGGUGCUCAAAAAACUUGCCACUUUUGAUACGUGGAGUUCACUAGCAGUGCAUAUAGCCAUGGACAACACUGUAGUGAUGGAAGAAAUUAGGCGGUUGUGCCAGUCCAACUUCUCAUGUGCUGGAGCUGCAGCAUUCCCUGCUGUGGAGUCAGACCUGCUCUAUAACGGGUACCCAGAGGAAGCAGGGGUUAGAGAUAGGCUCUCACUAUGGAAGCCAUUGGUGCUGCUGAUACCUCUCCGUCUUGGGCUCACAGAAAUCAAUGAGGCCUAUAUUGAAACACUAAAGCACUGCUUCAUGAUGCCCCAGUCCCUGGGAGUGAUCGGAGGGAAGCCAAACAGUGCUCACUACUUCAUUGGCUACGUAGGUGAGGAGCUCAUUUAUCUGGAUCCCCAUACUACACAGCCUGCAGUGGAGCCCAACGAGAGCGGCUGUCUCCCUGACGAAAGCUUCCACUGCCAGCACCCUCCUUGCAGAAUGAGCAUUGCCGAGCUUGAUCCUUCCAUUGCGGUGGGCUUUUUCUGCAACACAGAGGAGGACUUUAAUGAUUGGUGCCAGCAAAUCAAAAAGCUGUGCCUGGUAAGAGGAGCAUUGCCAAUGUUUGAGCUGGUAGAACGCCAGCCAUCACAUUUCUCCAACCCUGAUGUUCUGAAUCUCACACCAGACUCCUCCGAUGCCGACAGAUUGGAAAGGUUCUUUGACUCAGAAGAUGAAGACUUCGAAAUCUUAUCCCUUUGAAAGCAAACAGGAAACUGACUCUGCAAAUUUGUGUUAUGUGCGGGGAAGAGGGGGGGAGGGAAGCUCCUUCGAGAGCCUCAGGCUACCAGUUUUCAUAGGCGCUUGCUGCCAUCCCUGCCUCUUGUCCAUCCUGGCAUUCUGUGCAGCCUCUCAAUGGAGUGUGCAUUGUCUGCGUUGGGAUGAAGAACCAAGUGGGUGUUAGAGCCCUACUGGCUGGAGUCAGGAUUUCUCAGCACUUGCUGGAAGUGGAUGCAGUGGUGCCUAGGAGUUCAAAGCCUAUUUGUUACAAAAGCAGGUCAGCUGGCCUUCUGGGGGAGCAGCAGAAACCCUUAGAGAGCUAAAUCCUUACAUGGGGACUCCCCUGUGAAGCUUAAAUAGCCACCCCUCAUUUAGCAGGUGAAAUGUACAUUUAAUUCCUUUAGUGGCUUCUCAGUGGCCAACUUGGACUGCACCUAACGAUGUAUAUUAACAGUAGACGCACAUCACAGGCAGACAUCUAUGAAGCCCUCAGAGUGUGGAUGGCCAUGUUUCCUACAGUAAAAUUCCUCAUUAUGCUUUGCAUAAUAGCACUUCCUUGCAGGUGCUGUACUCCUUUCCUGCUCACAUCCUAUCAAAAGGCAGUUGGGGUAACUUAUGAGAUAGAUGGCUGGCAAUUCAAUAAGCAAAAGGCUGUCUGGGAAAGUUUGGAGCAUAUUCAUCCAACUGGGGAGGAACAUCAUAACCUCAGUUUAAAUAGCAGCAAGAAGAAGGGGAAGAAAACAGAAAAUGUGUGUUCUCGCUCAGUGAGUUAAUAAAAUAUUAUGAUUCUGUGACAGAUUAAUCUCUACAGAAAUUGUCUUCAUGGAAGCUGCUUUGAGCAGAGAACUGGAUUCUAUAGCCAUGGAAAAAAAAAUAGUCCACAGAAGGGAGAGGGCAGAACAGGACAGCUAAGAAUCUACCAGUCAUGGGACUGCUUGUGCCUGUGCCCCAGUGUGCUGGCAUGGGAGUCUAGUGAAUUAAUCCGGCUGGUACCAAAAGUGUGGGCUAUAAAAUUCUCGAAGUAUCCUCUGUGGUAUGUUCAGCAGUUUCUCCAGCUCUUCCUGUUAGAUACUCCCUUUCCAAAUGAGAAAAGGGCCUGAAGGUUCAUUAGGCCCCAUAGCUGCGUUAGUACCUUUUCGUUUGCUCUUCUGGAGAUUCAUCCUCCUCACAGCGUGUGCACAAAUGUACUCUAGGAACUAGUCUGGAGAAAUUCAUUUCAAGUAAUCAUCCCAAAGAGGUCAGCAAAGACAGAAUGCCAUGAAAAGGUCCAACACACUUAUACUGGAAAUUUUAGCUACUUUAAGAUAACAGGUCUGCCUGUGGUCCUUAUCUGCAUAAACAGAAUUCAGAUAAAGAUUAACUGUGGAGGAGAGUUAUCUUAAUGCAAACUGAACAGAGUUGCUGAAGUAGUUUCCUUAGUGCAUGCUGCAGGCUGCAUUCUGUUUACAAAGCUUUGUUUUGUACAUCUAGGAUCAGAACCUGCCAGUUGAUGCUUUUGUGACCAAAGGUAGUGACAACUGGCUAGAAAUGACCCAUUUCUCCGUGACUGACCUACUGAUGCUCUUAAUUGUCCCUAUGCCAUCAAAAAGCAAAGGUUUGAACUUGAAACCGCAAUGCUUCUGUCACUAAAUUAUUACUUGCUGCUUGGACUGCUUCUCUCCUCUCUUGUAGUUAGGGGAGGAGGCAGCAGAGGAGGUGGGGCUGUGCUCCAUUCAUCCGCUUUCAAUUUGUAUCUGAAUAAAUGGAUCUAAAAUCUUU
Molecule: messenger RNA, 4294 nt
Organism: Dromaius novaehollandiae (emu)
Lineage: Eukaryota; Metazoa; Chordata; Aves; Casuariiformes; Dromaiidae
Gene: ATG4B
Product: autophagy related 4B cysteine peptidase
Exons: 13
Coding region: 1556-2518 (320 amino acids)
Molecular function (GO): protein-phosphatidylethanolamide deconjugating activity
Source: RefSeq, a predicted model, not a curated record